This is a messenger RNA of Podarcis raffonei (Aeolian wall lizard), 2149 nucleotides long. RefSeq names its product tetraspanin-7-like. The transcript has a single exon. NCBI's taxonomy places the organism in Eukaryota, Metazoa, Chordata, Lepidosauria, Squamata, Lacertidae. Bases 415 to 1152 code for a protein of 245 amino acids. Gene Ontology annotation, cellular component: membrane. The record is from RefSeq and is a predicted model, not a curated record.
CUGAGUUCUGACCAGGUGAGGCAGGCAGAGAUUUCCGAACAUUCCUCUCCGUGAGAGCUGCUCUAGGAUCCCUGCAACAACGUUGUGGAGCUGCUGAACCCCAAAGAACACCACCCCAGUACUGGUUGUGGAGCUGCCGAACCCCAAAACAACACCAUCCCAGUUCCAUCGUCUGGCAAGAGCAUGCACUCAGCAUUUCAUACUUGGGGUCCCGAGUGAAGGUGUUCACCAUUGCCCAGCUUGCAAGGUGGAGGAGAUUAACCAAAACUUCAAGGAAAUAUCAUCUAAAGGUGGGAUCACAGAGCAUCAGUCAGCUUCAAGGAGCAUCAGUUGGCAGGACCAGGUGCCACUUCCUUCCUCCAUACCGGUUAUAAGCACCUAGGAGAUUUUAUCAACCAUCGCCAGAAAGGUACCAUGGCUGUGCUCAAGCUUUUCCUCAUGGCUUUCAGCUUUGUCUUCUGGGCAGCGGGACUCACCAUGGUUACCCUUGGCAUUUGGGCCAAGAUUUCCCUGGGCACCUACUUGGUGCUCUCCACCAACCAAUACCCAAACACCUCCUUCAUUUUGUUGGCGACCGGCGCGGCUGUCAUCGUGUGGGGCUUCCUGGGCUGCUUCAGCGCCGCCACCGAACACCGCUGCCUGCUGCGCACUUAUGGGAGCUUCCAGCUGGCGGUGCUGGCCGCCGGCUUAGCGGCGGGCCUCUCCAGCUUGUUCUACCGCAAGGCUAUCGCCGAAGGCUUCCAGAACGGCCUCCGUGAAGCCAUACGCUCCUACGCAGAGGACGAGGAGAAGGCCGAGGCUCUGGAUUCCGUCCAGCGCACCUUGGACUGCUGCGGGGUGGAAAGUUACCGCGACUGGUUUUCCUCGCCAUGGUCUGUGGAGCAACAGCCACCCAACGGCUCCGUGCCCGCCAGCUGCUGCAGGGCACGCAAAAGGUGCCUGCACAGCCCUCUCCCUUUCGGCGCCCGGGGAAUUUACCGUGACGGUUGUUACAGUAAGGUCUACAACUUCGUCAGCGACAACAUGUUCUACAUUGCCACAGCGGCCCUCGGGCUGGCUCUCAUGCAGGUGGUGGGCAUCAUCCUGGCUUGCCUGCUGGCUGCUCGGGUCCCGCCCCACGCUCAGCCACCCGGAGGCACCAUCCCACACUGAAUAUGGCGCGUAGCUCACUCGGACUCAGCACUGAGACUGUGGAAGGUACCGUAGCUCCACCACCACAAACCCUCCAACCACACUCUCUGCAUGCAUUGCCACGUCACCUCAAUGAUCUCCCCCCCCCCAAUUUAUUUGAUUAAAUUUCCAGAAAUUCCACAUACAAUUCCAAUACAGUGGUACCUCUGGUUGCGAAGUGCCAUAUCUGCGCAGGUGAGUGGCACGAUUUAGCGCUUCUGCGCAUGCGCGAGCGGCGAAACCCGGAUUUAACCCUUUUUAGUACUUCCGGGUCGCCGCGGGAUGCAACCUGAAAAAACGUAUCAUGAAGCAAACGUAACAUGAGGUAUGACUGUACAUUAAAAAAACCCAACUUCUAUAUUAUUGACUUCCCAUCCCAUUGUCCAUUAUGUUUUCCUUGUCGCCCUGGCUUUGCUGCACCCUGUCUCCCCCCUUUUACAUCAUAACCAUAGCACAAAAGUCUCUCAUUCUUUCUGUUGCUCAUCAUCCUAAUCCUGCUCGCGGAUUCUUCAUAUUUUCAUAUUUCUUCAAAUAAUCCGAAAAGGGCUUCCAUUCUUCGAAAAAGACAAUCAUCAUUAAAUUCUCUUAUUUUAGCUGUUAGCUUUGCUGGAUUGAUAUGUGGUCCAUAACUUUGCUGAUCCAUUCUUCUUUAGUGGGAACUUCUUCGUUUUCCUAACUCUGAGCAUAAAGGAUCCUAGCUGCUGUGGUUGCAUACAUAUACAAAUUAACCAUCUUUUUGGCACGGCACCUCAUUAUCUUUGCAAUUGCUUCCCCCUGUAACCCCCCUCCUAAUUCUCCUUCUACCUACCAUCAGUGACACUGUGCCAGGGAACCUGGCUAAAUCUCCCCCUUUUUAUCUCUCUCUUUUUCUGCAAGAUGGACCAAUUCCUAAGUUUUUCCCCUGAAAUAUUUUUCCAUCCACCCACACUGAACCCCUUCAAUGCCUUCAGAAGACACGAAUGGCAGCAACUGCUUUCAU